AUGACUGUGUCCGCUGCUCACCCUGAAACCAACCCAAAAUGGUGGAAAGAGGCUACUGUGUACCAGAUAUAUCCUGCCAGUUUUAAGGACUCGAACGAUGACGGAUGGGGAGACAUGGAAGGAAUCCACUCGAAACUCGACUACAUCAAGAGUCUAGGAGUUGACGCUAUUUGGAUCUCUCCAUUUUACGACUCCCCCCAGGACGACAUGGGCUACGACAUUGCCAACUACGAAAAAGUGUGGCCCACGUACGGAACCAACGAAGAAUGCUUCAAAGUGAUAGAAAAAACUCACAAGCUGGGAAUGAAGUUCAUUACAGAUCUGGUCAUCAACCAUUGUUCCACGGAACACGAAUGGUUCAAGGAAAGUAGAUCUUCCAAAACCAAUCCCAAGCGUGAUUGGUUCUUCUGGAAGCCACCCAAGGGCUACGACGAAAAUGGUAAACCCAUCCCUCCCAACAACUGGAGGUCUUAUUUCGGUGGCUCUGCAUGGACUUUUGAUGACACCACGGGCGAGUUCUUCUUGCGUCUUUUCGCCUCAACGCAACCAGAUUUGAACUGGGAAAGUGAAGCGUGCAGAAAAGCCAUCUACGAAAGCUCCGUUGGGUUCUGGCUUGACCACGGUGUGGACGGCUUCAGAAUCGACGUGGGCAGUCUGUACUCUAAAGUCGUGGGUCUUCCAGACGCUCCAGUCACUGAUAAAAACUCCCCUUGGCAAUCCAGCGAUCCAAUGACCUUAAACGGCCCUCGUAUUCAUGAAUUUCAUCAGGAGCUAAACAAGUUCAUGAGAGACAGGAUCAAAGAUGGAAGGGAACUUUUGAACGUCGGCGAAGUGCAACAUGCUUCGGACGAGGUCAAGAAGCUGUACACGGGUGCGUCCAGACAUGAACUCAGCGAGCUCUUCAAUUUUUCGCAUACUGAUGUUGGUACCUCGCCCUUGUUCCGCUACGAACUGGUCCCAUUCAAGCUCAAGGACUGGAAGCUUGCUUUGGCCGAGCUAUUUAGGUUUGUUAAUGGAACAGACUGCUGGUCGACCAUCUACCUAGAAAACCAUGACCAACCACGUUCGAUUACCAGAUUUGCAGAUGAUUCGCCAAAGAACCGUGUCAUUUCGGGCAAACUUUUGAGUGUUUUGCUGACAUCGUUGAGCGGAACUUUGUAUGUGUACCAGGGUCAAGAGCUUGGUCAAAUCAACUUCAAGAACUGGCCUGUGGAAAAAUACGAAGACGUGGAGAUCAGAAACAACUAUCAAGUCAUCAAAGAUGAGCAUGGUGAGGACUCUGCGCAAAUGAAGAGUUUCUUGAAAGCAAUUGCCUUGAUCUCCAGAGACCAUGCCAGAACACCCAUGCAAUGGAGCAAGGAAGAACCAAACGCCGGAUUCUCGGGCUCUAAGGCCAAGCCAUGGUUCCAUUUGAACGAAUCGUUCAGGGACGGUAUCAAUGUUGAAGACGAACUCAAGGACGAAGAUUCAGUUCUCAACUUCUGGAGAAAGGCCCUGAAGUUCAGAAAAGCUCACAAAGACAUUACAGUGUAUGGUUACGAUUUUGAGUUCGUUGACCUGGAAAACGACCAGAUUUUCAGCUUCACCAAGAAGUACGGUCAAAAGACACUGUUUGCUGCUUUGAAUUUCAGCUCAACGCAGGCUGAGUUUGAAAUUCCAAACGAUGACGGAUCCUACAAGCUUGAGUUUGGCAAUUUCUCCGAAACUAAGAUCGAUCCUCAAUCCAGAAGCUUGGCUCCAUGGGAGGGUAGAGUUUACAUCUCCUAG
This is a messenger RNA of Lachancea sp. 'fantastica', 1767 nucleotides long. The record is from the annotation of a GenBank genome assembly. NCBI's taxonomy places the organism in Eukaryota, Fungi, Ascomycota, Saccharomycetes, Saccharomycetales, Saccharomycetaceae.